AUAAAAUAAACAGUUUUCUCGUCGAGAACACCUGCUCCACGUACGCACCACCGCCGGCGUCGCCGGCGACAACGACCUCGCACUACACGACGACGACGACGACGACGGCGACCAGAAAAACACGCAGCCCUCGCGGCCCCGCGUGUGUCCACGAAUCCCCGGCUCGGGAUCUCCGUCUCCGUGCCCUCGCCUCGUGUCUCGCGCCCUCUCUGCCGUAUCGGUCAGCGUCACGCGCCACCGUCAAAAGCAAGGCCGGCCAGCCAGCAAGCAAGAAGCAGUAGCCGCCGCCGCCUCCUCUCUUCCGGGAUUCUUGGUGUCCGGUGGUUGGUGCUGCGGGGGGAGAGGAGCAAGAUGGCCGCGGAGUCGCCGUUCCGGCCGGAUAUACUGAAGGGCAAGGCGGCGCUGGUCACCGGCGGCGGCUCCGGCAUCGGGUUCGAGGUCGUCACCCAGCUCGCCCGCCACGGCGCGCACGUGGCCAUCAUGGGGCGCCGCCGGGAGGUCCUCGACAAGGCCGUCGCCGCCCUCCGCUCCCACGGCCUCAGGGCUGUUGGUUAUGAGGGAGAUGUGCGCAAGCAGGAAGAUGCUGCGAGAGUGGUCGCCGCCACGGUGCAGCAUUUUGGCAGGCUUGACAUUCUUGUCAAUGGGGCGGCUGGCAACUUCCUUGCUUCCCCGGAGGAUUUGACGCCCAAGGGAUUCAAGACAGUUCUUGACAUUGACACAGUGGGCACAUACACUAUGUGCUAUGAAGCUCUCAAGUAUCUGAAAAAGGGUGGCCCAGGGAAAGGCCCCUCUACUGGUGGCAUCAUCAUUAACAUAAGCGCUACUUUGCAUUACACUGCAGCCUGGUACCAAAUUCAUGUCUCUGCUGCUAAGGCAGGCGUUGAUAGUAUAACAAGAUCAUUGGCUCUGGAAUGGGGAACAGAUUACGACAUCAGGGUCAAUGGAAUUGCACCAGGGCCAAUUGAAGGCACUCCUGGAAUGAGGAAGCUUGCACCUGAGGAAAUGGGCAAGGGGAGUCGAGAAAUAAUGCCCUUAUUUAAGUUAGGCGAAAAAUGGGACAUAGCAAUGGCCGCACUUUAUCUUACUUCUGAUGCAGGAAAAUAUGUAAAUGGGACUACAGUGGUGGUUGAUGGAGGUCUUUGGUUAAGUCGCCCUCGCCAUAUUCAAAAGGAGGAAGUAAAGGAGCUCUCGAAGGUUGUUGAGAAGAAGGUUAGGACCUCUGGUGUUGGUGUGCCAUCAAGCAAAUUGUGAUGUCCUUUAUGGUUUAGAUCACCCCUAUUUGUCAUGUAGAAUCCUUUCGGAGGGGGAAGUCCUGUAGAGUACUAGAAUCCUUGGAGGUUGCUAUAUCUUGUCAUUAAGCUUUACUGCCUAUCACCUGUAACAUGUUCAACACAUUUACUUUGUUCGCUGAUCGAGUUAAACAUUUACUGAAGUGGUUCUCAUUCAAAUCAUAUCUCUAGUUGUAUUGAAUUGACUUUGAAUCCCAGCCAAAAAGGUGUUCAUUAGUGAAAUUCCCAUGAUAUGUGAAAAAUGUACACUUAAACAAGUUGAACACCAUUUCAUACCUUUGAUA
This is a messenger RNA of Oryza brachyantha (malo sina), 1573 nucleotides long. RefSeq names its product peroxisomal 2,4-dienoyl-CoA reductase [(3E)-enoyl-CoA-producing]. Gene Ontology annotation, molecular function: 2,4-dienoyl-CoA reductase (NADPH) activity. Gene Ontology annotation, biological process: fatty acid catabolic process. The record is from RefSeq and is a predicted model, not a curated record. The transcript is spliced from 5 exons. NCBI's taxonomy places the organism in Eukaryota, Viridiplantae, Streptophyta, Magnoliopsida, Poales, Poaceae. The coding region runs from base 352 to 1251 and encodes 299 amino acids.